AUGGGGAAUGGACUGUCAGACCAGACUUCUAUCUUAUCCAGCCUGCCUUCAUUUCAGUCCUCUCACAUUGUUAUUUGGGGUUUGGACUGUGGUAGAAUGACAACUCUAUUAUAUAGGCUGCAGUUCAAUGAAUUUGUAAAUGCUGUACCUACCAAAGGAUUUAACACUGAAAAAAUUAAGGCAACCUUGGGAAAUUCUAAAACAGUCACUUUUCACUUCUGGGAUGUAGGUGGCCAGAAGAAAUUAAGGCCACUGUGGAAGUCAUAUACCAGAUGCACAGAUGGCAUUGUGUUUGUUGUGGACUCUGUUGAUGUUGAAAAAAUGGAAGAAGCCAAAACUGAACUUCAUAAGGUAACCAGGAUAUCAGAAAAUCAGGAAGUCCCUGUACUUAUCAUUGCUAACCAACAGGACCUGAGGAAUUCACUGUCUCUGUCUCAACAAAUUGAGAAAUUGUUAGCAAUGGGUGAACUGAGCUCAUCAACUCCCUGGCAUUUACAGCCCACCUGCUAAAUCAUAGAAGAUGGACUAAAGGAAGGACUUGAGAAACUACAUGAUACGAUGAUUAAAAGAAGAAAAAUGUUGCGGCAACAGAAAAAGAAAAGAUGAAUGGUGAUCCUUUUUAUAUCUGUGUGGAGUAGGUUUUCUCUGGUCUGAUGUUGACAAAUGGAAGAGUGUCUACAGCCUGGUUUGUCUGCCUGCCCUCCUGGAUGCUGAUAAAGCUUUGUUUUGUUGGACAAUC
Messenger RNA from Canis lupus familiaris (dog), 739 nucleotides. Its product is annotated as ADP-ribosylation factor-like protein 4A. Gene Ontology annotation, biological process: vesicle-mediated transport; intracellular protein transport. The record is from RefSeq and is a predicted model, not a curated record. Lineage: Eukaryota; Metazoa; Chordata; Mammalia; Carnivora; Canidae. Gene Ontology annotation, molecular function: GTPase activity; GTP binding. Gene Ontology annotation, cellular component: cytoplasm.